Molecule: messenger RNA, 2130 nt
Organism: Oryza sativa Japonica Group (Japanese rice)
Lineage: Eukaryota; Viridiplantae; Streptophyta; Magnoliopsida; Poales; Poaceae
Source: RefSeq, a predicted model, not a curated record
GCCAAUCCCCUCGUCUUUCUCUCUCCUCCACCUGGACGCCAUUGGACUCCACCACCACCCAAGGGAGGCAGAGCGCGCGCGCGGCGCGACGCGGCGCGGCGCGGCGAGGGCGAGAGCGAGAUCAAGCUAGUUCAGUGGUUCGGCCGACCGAUUCGAUGGGGAGGCGGUCGAGCGCGUCGUCUGCGGCGGCGGGGGAGCCGCUGCUGCCGGCGGCGGCGUCGGCGAAGGGGGGUGGGGGAGGGGGAGGUCGGGCGUCGAUGCUGCAGCGGUGCGUGUCGCGGGCGGACGACGAGCUGCAGUGGUUCCGGUCGUGCCUCCGGUGGGUGUGCAUGGACCACUCGGGCCCCUGGGGCGCCGCGCUGUCGUGGCUGCUCUUCCUCCUCCUCGCCGUCGCCGUCCCCGCCGCGGCGCACUUCCUCCUCGCGUUCCGGGCGUCCCGCAGGCCGUUCUCCGCCGUCGUGCAGGUCUCGCUAUCGGCGGCGUCCGCGGCGGGGUUCCUCUGCCUCUCCUCCUCCUUCCGCCGCAUCGGCCUCCGCCGCCUCCUCUACCUCGACAAGCUCCGCACCAAGAGCGACCGCGUCAGGCUCAACUACACCGCGCGCCUCUCCUUCUCCUUCCGCCUCCUCGCCUCCCUCGUCGCGCCGUGCUUCGCCGCGGAGGCCGCCUACAAGGUGUGGUGGUACGCCACCUCCGGCGACCGCGUCCCCUUCUUCGGCAACGACGUGCUCAGCAACGCGGUCGCCUGCUCCGUCGAGAUGGCGGCGUGGAUGUACCGCAGCGCCAUCUACCUCCUCACCUGCGUCCUCUUCCGCCUCAUCUGCCACCUUCAGGGGCUCCGCCUCGAGGACUUCGCCGGGACGCUGCUCGUCGAGGUGGAGGAAGGGAGGGCCGGCGUCGAGCGCGUGCUCCGGGAGCACCUCGACAUCCGCAAGCAGCUCAAGGUCAUCAGCCACCGCUUCCGCAAGUUCAUCGUCGCCUCCCUCCUCAUCGCCACCGCCAGCCAGUUCGCCUCCCUCCUCCUCACCACCCGCCACGACUCCGUCGACGAUCUCCUCAACACCAGCGAGCUCGCGCUGUGUUCAGUGGUGCUCAUGUCAGGGCUGAUCAUAAUCCUGAGCAGCGCGGCGAAGAUCACGCACCAGGCGCAGGCGCUGACCGGGCAGACGACGAAAUGGCACGCCUGCUGUACCAUCGAGCCGGUGCCGGACGAGGAGGCGGAGCCCGGGUCGAACCACAGCUCGAUGCUCGAGGUGGAGCCCGUCAGCGACAGCGACGGCGAGUCCAGCGAGGAGACCGGCGACGAGGACCUGCUCGAGAACACCAAGAUCAUGCUGCCCCAAGCACACGUCAUCUCCUUCCAGAAAAGACAGGCUCUAGUGACCUAUCUGGAGAACAACAGAGCGGGGAUCACGGUGUUCGGGUUCACGCUGGACAGGUCCUACCUGCACACGAUAUUCAUGCUCGAGUGGACGCUCUUCCUGUGGCUGCUGGGCAAGACGAUCGGUUUCUCGUGAAAGCGAGGUAAAAAAAAAAGUUUUCCUGCAUACAACAAGUUCAGGUUGUUCUGGAACACAUGUAUGUUUGGUUGGUUGGUGGGUUGCAAUUUUGCGGAUGCGUGGCUGUGCAGUUGGAUCCUCGUGAGUGGAGUCAUUUUUGGGUGCUCACGAUAGUAGCGUGCGCAUGUAUGUGUAUACGCAUGUAUGUGUAUACGUACGUAUGUAUUGAUGUUUGUAUAAAAACUGGUGUUAGCGGUGUACAGAUUUUGAGUCCAUUGCUUCGUUCGCGCUAACACCACCUUAGUAAAUGAGCGAUAUAUGUAGAGCGUUAGGACUUGUAUGUACUUUUGCUGCUUUAGUUUGCGGUUGUGCACGCGUGCGGCUUCCUGUUGCUAACGUGCAGGCUUUAUCAUCCGGUUUUGUAAUUUGUAUAGCCGAUGAAAGUUGCAGAGCAAAUUUUAUUUACAGUUCAGUUUCAAAUUUCCCAUGUUUUGGAGAAGAAUUUAUCGUUCUGUAUUUCUUUUUCUUUUUGUUGAAUUGAGAUGCGUCAUACAUGAAUGUAGCAGAUUUUUUUUUUAUGAAAGGAAAUGUACCUUUUUAUUUUAUUGUGAUGUGAGUGAACUCAGAUUAAACC